Suillus paluster is the source of this 1502-nucleotide messenger RNA. RefSeq lists its product as uncharacterized. The coding region runs from base 46 to 1404 and encodes 452 amino acids. The transcript is spliced from 4 exons. The record is from RefSeq and is a predicted model, not a curated record. Lineage: Eukaryota; Fungi; Basidiomycota; Agaricomycetes; Boletales; Suillaceae.
GAGCGCAACCUGAAACAUGAUUUCGACGCUUUUCACGGACUACCGAUGUCCGCGCGCACUAACCUUCUCCAUUCCGCUACCAACCUCAUGGAUAAUGCUCACCACGCCCUGCAUAACGCAAAACGCAAGUCCCGCAACCACUCUGACACCAUCACGCUCGCGGCGAAAGAGCUCAAUGUAGAUACCAAGUACGUGGAUCUGGUUAUCAGGUUUAUUGGGGCGUCGGAUCUUCCGCGGGUGCAUGUUAUUGGCACGACGAACCCGUGUUUUCGUGCUCAGCUUGACGACAAGGUUUCGUACAAGUCGUCUGUUAAGUCGAGUACCCUCUCCCCUGUUUGGGACGAGACCUGGAUCAUAAACAAAGUUCCUUCUACAGCUACCUUGUCCGUGGUAGUACGAGAGACAGAGACCGGAGCACUCGUAGAUAAUGAUAUCGGCUCUUUCCAGACCACAAUAAGCCCAGGUGUCAAAGAGGCCGAAAUAGUCGGGAAACGCCUCGGUCAAAAUAAAGGGUCGUUUUGGUUGAACAUCCAAUCCUCUCCGUCGGCUCAUGAUUCAAGAUCACUACCUUACUCGUUUGAUGGCCCGAUCCAUUAUUCUCGUCACAAUUCACCAACAAUGGGCGUUCUUACCAAUCUCAGGGACACGCAGCUGUAUUCGACAUGGAAAAUCUAUAUUAAAGGCAUCCCGCAAUUAUUUGGCGAUACGAUGCAACGAUGGAACCACGAUUACAAGGCCGCGCAGGCGAUUUUUCAAGGGCCUACAUCAAUUGCAGUGCGUUCCGCCCUAGUGGCUGGUCACCGCAUGUUGUACGCCCGGACCGUGUUGAAUAGUUUUGGGGUCAUCACAAGUGCCGAUGAUGUAUUCAAGCUGUUGCAUGACGGUCCGCGUCAGUUAUCGGGUGACGGCAGUCACGGAUUGACAAAUCGCAUCAAGCCUGCAGUGUACACGUAUGUUAUCUCCAAGGAGGACGAGACCUUCCGUUUCUCAGAAACAGGGGCGGCGUUCUUCGUAGACUUUGCGUCGAAGCACGCACUGCAUAGUAAUUGCGCAGAAAGCGUAGUCUACAGCGGUGAGUUCCACCCUCGCCCAGAAGGUGGCUGGGAGAACUUCUCCGAUUGCAUAGAUGAUAGCAGUGUGAGAUGGGAGUUGGUGAUUGAUAACAACUCUGGGACGUAUUCUCCUAAUCCCGAUCUGCUGGUAAAAGUGGCGCAGCUUCUGGAACUCAAUUUCGCGGGGAUCAACAUAGUUGUGCUAGCACAGGACGAUCCUGAGUUGAAGAAGAGUAGAGAUGCGUGCAGGGAAUAUGCUUUGACGAAACGGGGGGUGAAAGCGACGGAGCUGGAACCUCAUGCGACUGAGGGCGAGGAGACGCUAUCGCAUCGCGUUUUAAGGCCUAUGUAACCUGAUAUACUUAAUUAUUGAGGAUGAUGUCGUUGUCAGGUGUUAGAGAGCAGGUGACAUAAAGAUAAAUGGAAAUGAUCCAUAGUGCUGUAUUUAGU